Molecule: messenger RNA, 1956 nt
Organism: Spinacia oleracea (spinach)
Lineage: Eukaryota; Viridiplantae; Streptophyta; Magnoliopsida; Caryophyllales; Amaranthaceae
Exons: 4
Coding region: 1125-1685 (186 amino acids)
Molecular function (GO): DNA binding
Source: RefSeq, a predicted model, not a curated record
UAUUAAGCUAAUUUAGAUAACCACUUUUCAGCUUUUCUCUCUCAUCUUCUACACAGUGCUUCUAGCUUUACUAGCUCUUCACUCCUCUACUCUUGACCAUUGCAAAUAUGAAUAAUCUUCUAGUUCCUACCUUCUGAAUCCAGUUCUCCAGCGAUAUGUCGGAUUCUAUGGGAUUACCAAGCACAUUCACCCCAGAUGCUAGGGACCCUUUCACGCGCGGCAGAUUAUAUCGCGAUACGACCAAAACACCUACAUGGACUAUGAAUUAUAUCCAUGGUUCUGGUGUGGGGGAUCCUAAGUACAGAAUUGAAAGAGAUCAAUAGCCCACAUUUUUGAAGGACAACCGUGUUUGUCCGGGAGAUGUGUUGGCCUUCUUCUAUUUGGGGAGUGGGUACUUCAUCGUGGAUGUUGUUGACAUGACGGGGGUAAUAAAGCAAUAUCACGAUUCUAGUAGUGAUAGUUGUACGUCACCGGAAAUUGAGGAGGAGGGCGAUGAUGGUGAGGAGGGUGAUGAGGAAAUUGAGGAGGAGGGUGAUGAUGGUGAGGAGGGUGAUGAGGAAAUUGAGGAGGAGGGUGAAGAGGAAAUUGAGGAGGGCGAUGAUAGGGUUGAGGUUGUUGAGGUUUUUGAAGGGGAACAUGGCCGUGGGCGUCGUGGGCGGCCAAGAAAAUACCUUCAGUCCAGAAAUUAAACAAAUGUCAUGUGCAAAAUGCAAGGUAUUUGAUUCGGAAUUUGACAAAACCUGAUCGAGCAUUUAUGGUGAUGAGGGGGAAGGAAACCAACAAUCCUACGCUGUACAUCCCCGUUGAUUUUGCACGUCAGCAUUUUAAUAGCGUUGAUGAAGAGGUGGAUGUUCUUUUCUUAAUUGGAAGAGUCUACGGAUCAAGGGUCUACGCAUCCCCAGCCACAGGGAGCAUGAUCACAGGGAAAAUGCGGAGGUACAAUAACACAGACGGAUCCCUUCGUAAAUGUGUCUUCCAUGGGAUGAAAGAAUUCAUCAACAAACUUUACAUCCAGGAGCGUGACGUUAUUGUCUUACGUCUUAUCACGGCCGGAAAUACCACAUGAUUUUAAUAAGAAGGUUAAAGACAUAUGACGCAGGAAUUUGGAUUUUGGUAGGAUAUGCAUGACAAAUACACCAAGGGAAUGGAACGUUAUGUUUUGGCGUGCUAAGGAUUUCUUGUUCACCGGGGCUGGGUGGGAAAUUUUCGUUAAUGAUUUACAACUUGUAGAAGGAAAUAUAUUGUAUUUCUAUUAUUCUAGGCUCGGUGUCUUUCAUGUCAGAGUUUUCAAUCACGACAUGGUGGAGAGGUACUUUGAAGAACCUGCCGGACCUGUUGACGUGGAGGAGGCUGCCAUGGAGGAGGCUGGUAUAGGGAAGGAGGCUGUUGGGGUGGAGGUUGUUGACGUGGAGGACACUCCAAUAGGCGAAGAGGGUGCUAUAGAUAAGGAGGCUGUUGACAUGGAGGAGGCUCCCGUGGAGGACGCUCCAAUAGGGGAAGAGGGUGUUAUAGAUAAGGAGGCUGUUGACGUGGAGGUGGGUCCCGUGGAGGACGCUCUAAUAGGGGAAGAGGGUGCUAUAGAUAAGGAGACUGUUGACGUAGAGGAGGCUCCAAUAGGAAAGGAGGAUGCCACAGGGGAGGCUCCCGCUCCCGUGGAAGAGGCUGCCGUAAAAGAGGCUCCGUGAAACUGAUGAUGUGGAGGAUAUAGAUAGGCUCUAGAGGGACUUGCAUACAGUCAAUAUGCUAUGUGGAUUGUGUAAAUAAUUAACUAAUGUUGUGUGUAUUGUGUGUGUGUGUGUGUGUGUGAAUAAUUAACUAAUGUGUUGUGAGUAUUCUGUGUGUGUGAAUAAUUAACUAAUGAUGGUUGUGUAUGUACUUAAUUAAUAUGUAAAUAAUGUUGUACGUAGAUUGUAAUAAUUAUAUGAUUAUAAAAUGUAAAUGAUGUUGGAUUUGUAA